UUUCUGGAGAAAUUAACGACUACAUGAAGUUGUUUCUGCUACCGGCGAAAGUUGCAGCGAAGAGCAGCCAUGGCGGAGGCGAACCAGAAUACGAACCCUAAUCCGAAUCCGAACCCGAGCAGCGGCGAAGUUCCACCGAAUGUGACUAUUUAUAUCAACAACCUCAAUGAGAAAAUAAAGCUUGAAGAGCUGAAGAAAUCGCUGCACGCUGUGUUCUCACAGUUUGGUAAGAUACUGGAGGUUUUAGCAUUCAAAACCCUAAAGCACAAAGGACAGGCGUGGGUAGUGUUUGAGGAAGUCUCUUCUGCUAGCAAUGCACUUCGCCAGAUGCAGGGUUUCCCUUUCUACGAUAAGCCUAUGAGAAUACAAUAUGCAAAGACGAAAUCUGAUGUUGUAGCAAAAGCUGAUGGUACUUUUGUUCCCCGAGAGAAAAGAAAGAGGCACGAGGAUAAAGGUAGAAAGAAAAAGGACCAGCAAGAUGCUAAUCAAGCUGGAAUGGGUCUGAAUCCUGCAUAUGCUGGUGCUUAUGGUGCAGCACCUCCUUUCUCUCAAAUACCAUACAUGGGUGGGGCUAAAGCUGCUGUACCAGAGGCUCCUGCUCCGCCAAAUAGUAUACUGUUUGUGCAGAAUCUUCCUCAUCAGUCUACUCCGAUGAUGCUACAAAUGCUCUUCUUCCAAUAUCCUGGCUUCAAGGAAGUUAGGAUGGUUGAAACAAAGCCUGGAAUUGCUUUCGUAGAAUAUGGAGAUGAGAUGCAAUCAACUGUUGCUAUGCAGGCCCUUCAAGGAUUCAAAAUUACCCCUGAGAAUCCCAUGUUGAUUACAUAUGCAAAGAAGUAGAUAGACUGUAUUUUAGCUGCUGUCUGUAGAAUUAAACAUUAUUUUUCACUAGGGUUUGGAUGUUGCGCGGCUGCAAAUUUAAGCUUAUGAUCCUUGGAUAUUUAAGUUCACCAGUGUAUUUGUUGUGUAAUAGCACCUUAGCACCUCCUUUUUUGUUUGGAACAUUAUGCAUUUCAAUUUCCUCUUGCAUCUUGUAGAGAAGAAAUACUAAAAGCUUGUGGUGUAGUCUGAUCCUAGCUGAAAGUCUUAUGAUCUUAUCUAUUAUUCAUGCCAGGUGCUGUAACCAUU
Nicotiana attenuata is the source of this 1125-nucleotide messenger RNA. RefSeq names its product U1 small nuclear ribonucleoprotein A. Gene Ontology annotation, cellular component: U1 snRNP. Gene Ontology annotation, molecular function: U1 snRNA binding. The coding region runs from base 70 to 837 and encodes 255 amino acids. NCBI's taxonomy places the organism in Eukaryota, Viridiplantae, Streptophyta, Magnoliopsida, Solanales, Solanaceae. The record is from RefSeq and is a predicted model, not a curated record. Gene Ontology annotation, biological process: mRNA splicing, via spliceosome. The transcript has 5 exons.